GCAAAUCGUUCGUGAGAGCUGAGAAGUGUGUGUGUCCACCGGAACUCGAUCGAUCCCCAAUGGAGUCCGUCGCGGUGGUGGCGGUGCCGUUCCCCGCGCAGGGCCACCUGAACACGCUCCUGCACCUGUCGCUGCGUCUCGCGUCGUGCGGGCUGCCCGUGCACUACGCCGCUCCGGCGGAACACGUCCGGCAGGCUCGCGCGCGCGUGCACGGGUGGGAUCCGCGCACCGUCUGCUCCAUCCGGUUCCACGACCUCGACCUCCCCGCGUACGAGCACCCGCCGCCCGACCCGACCGUCCCCACCUCCUUCCCGUCCCACCUGAUGCCCCUGCUGGACGCCUUCGUCGCCCACGCGCGUGCCCCACUCGCCGGCCUCCUCGAGAGGGUCUCCGCCUCCCACCGCCGCGUCGUGGUCCUGUACGACCGCCUGAGCUCCUUCGCCGCGGCCGAGGCGGCGCGCCUGCCCAACGGCGAGGCGUUCUGCAUGCAGUGCGUGGCCGUGUCGUACAACGUCGCGAUCAAGGACGCCGAACACCGGCUCCUGCGCGACCACGGCAUGGUCUUCCACCCCUUCGACGAGUGCAUGUCGGAGGAGUUCAUCGAGUACGUCGUGAGGACGUCGGAGGACUGCCAGGGAGCGGCUGUUGGCGGCAUGGUCCUGAACACCUGCCGCGCCCUCGAGGGCGAGUUCAUUGACGAGGAAGCCAAGAGUCCGGAGUACACCGGCCAGAGGAUCUUCGCCGUCGGGCCACUGAACCCACUGCUCGACGCGGGCGCGAGGACGCCGGGGCAGGCGCGGCACGAGUGCCUGGACUGGCUCGACAGGCAGCCGCGGGCGUCGGUGUUGUACGUGUCGUUCGGCACCACGUCCUCGCUCCUGGCCGAGCAGGCCGCGGAGAUCGCGGCCGCGCUGCGUGACAGCAAGCAGCGGUUCAUCUGGAUGCUCCGAGACGCCGACCGCGGCGUCACCGAUGUAGUACAGGAGGAGGAAGGCGCCGAGGCCGAGAGCCGGCACGCCACGAUGCUGUCCGAGUUCACCACGCAAACCGAGGGAACCGGGGUGGUGAUCACCGGGUGGGCGCCGCAGCUGGAGAUCCUGGCGCACGAUGCCACGGCGGCGUUCAUGAGCCACUGCGGCUGGAACUCCACCAUGGAGAGCCUCAGCUACGGUAAGCCGAUCCUUGCCUGGCCGAUGCACUCCGACCAGCCGUGGGACGCGGAGCUUAUCUGCAAGUACCUCAAGGCCGGCCUUCUGGUGCGGCCAUUGGAGAAGCGCAGCGCAGUGGUACCGUCCGAGGCCAUCCGGGAGGUCAUCGAGAAGGCCAUGGUCUCCGAGGAAGGACUGCAAAUGAGGAAGCGUGCAGAGAAGCUUGGCGAGUCCAUCCGCGCCUCCGUGGCCGACGGUGGCUCGUCCCACAAAGACCUCGAGGAAUUCAUUGCUCAUAUUACAAGAUGAGCCGAGGGUUGAACACAGAAAGAACUCUUUUUAGUGUACUCCGUUACUAUCUUUCAGUUGAGCUUCAGAUAUGCUUCGUGCAGGAUCAUUAUGGGGGAUUUGGGCUGAUGCAAACCGCUGAAUGAUGCUAGUUGCCUCAUUUUCCUCCUUUCUUUCGCUGGAGAAAAUAUGGUGUGUGAUUCUACCUGUACUCUCCAUUAUCAGGCCACUAUACGUUAGUCUUGCAGAUCCACACUGCUAGAGUGCCGUCCAGUUCUGAGCUGUGGUAUGAAAUGCUUAUGAAAGAAGAAUACUCAUAGGCACAGCAUUCUCAUACAACCAAUCAUCUUGUCAGGUUCUAUAGGUGUC
Lolium rigidum is the source of this 1805-nucleotide messenger RNA. Its product is annotated as cis-zeatin O-glucosyltransferase 1-like. Lineage: Eukaryota; Viridiplantae; Streptophyta; Magnoliopsida; Poales; Poaceae. The coding region runs from base 60 to 1457 and encodes 465 amino acids. The transcript has a single exon. The record is from RefSeq and is a predicted model, not a curated record. Gene Ontology annotation, molecular function: UDP-glycosyltransferase activity.